AACACAUUGAUGUUUCGUGCACUGGGUGCCAACAAUCGAACACAACACGUAAAAGCUGUUUGUUUAAACCAAAACGAAAACAAGAACACUUGUUCUCUAAACAAGCUUCGAUUCGAUCGCUAAAGCUAACCAAACCCAGAAACAAUUGAAUCCAUUUCCUCAAUGCUGCAGCCCCAAUCUCACCGUCCUCGCCGCCGCUGCGAGGGCACAGCUAUGGGCGCAAUCAUCCUCGAUCUCCGCCCUGGUGUCGGAAUCGGCCCUUUCUCUCUGGGUAUGCCUAUAUGCGAAGCGUUUGCCCAAAUUGAGCAGCAACCUAAUAUAUACGACGUCGUUCAUGUUAAGUACUAUGACGAGGAGCCUCUUAAACUUGAUAUUGUUAUUAGUUUUCCUGAUCAUGGGUUUCAUCUCCGGUUUGAUCCCUGGUCGCAGAGACUGCGGUUGAUUGAAAUUUUUGAUGUCAAACGGCUUCAAAUGCGCUAUGCCACGUCUCUUAUUGGGGGACCAUCCACUCUAGCUACCUUUGUGGCUGUAUAUGCUCUUUUUGGUCCAACUUUUCCAGGCAUUUAUGACAAAGAUAAAGGGGUCUACACUCUCUUCUACCCAGGCCUGUCCUUUGCAUUUCCAAUUCCUAGCCAAUAUACAGAUUGCUGCCAUGAUGGAGAAGCGGAACUGCCAUUGGAGUUUCCAGAUGGCACUACUCCAGUAACUUGCCGGGUCUCUAUAUAUGACAGUUCUACUGAUAAAAAAGUUGGUGUUGGAUCCUUAAUGGAUAAGGCUUCUGCUCCUCCAUUACCUGCUGGCAGCCUGUAUAUGGAAGAGGUGCAUGUUAAGCUUGGUGAGGAGUUGUGUUUUUCGACAGGGGGCCAGCAUAUCCCUUUCGGUGCAUCACCACAGGAUGUUUGGACUGAAUUAGGUCGUCCUUGUGGAAUUCAUCAAAAGCAGACAUGUGCUGGUUGGUACACAUUAAUACAGGUAGACCAAAUGGUCAUUCACUCUGCCUUAGACCCUCGUCCACGGACAACACUUUGUGGAGAUUACUUCUAUAACUACUUCACUCGUGGUUUGGACAUCUUAUUCGACGGACAGACUCAUAAGAUCAAGAAGUUCAUUUUACACACAAACUAUCCUGGUCAUGCAGAUUUUAAUUCGUAUAUAAAGUGCAACUUCGUUAUUCAAGUAAAUAACUCGAAACAUAUUACAGCGAGUACAAAAUGGGACCAAGUUAAGGAAAUCCUUGGGGACUGUGGCCGAGCAGCGAUUCAAACACAGGGUUCUACUAGUAAUCCUUUUGGAUCCACAUUUGUAUAUGGCUACCAUAAUAUUGCCUUUGAGGUGAUGAAAAAUGGUUAUAUUGCAACUGUAACUCUCUUCCAGUCAUGAUGAUUUUCUUCUCUGGAUUACUUGUUGCUAUGAUGGUGCUUCUAUGUGUGUUGAUUUUCUAUUCUGUUUGGUUGCCUAGCUUGGAUGCUGCCACUUGCUUUGAGUGGGUGGAUAUUGUACAGUAUUUAGUGGAAAGCAUCACGAGUUGCUCACAGCAUUGUCACGCAGAGAAGCAAUGUUCAAAUUGUAAAUAACUUAAUACUGCGUAUAAGGUUGGUUUGUACAUGUAAUUAGCAUCUACCUUCUGUAACUGUUAAGUAACUUAUACAAGGCUCUGCACUCUGCAACUCUGGUCGGUUCAAGCUGGAAGUACUUGCUUUCUCUUUAGUGCUUCCUGGUCUAAUUGUGCAAUUUGUUUAUAAACCAAAAUUUGUAACGCUUCCAAGUUAAAAGUAACGAGUUUCUUGGGUAUCUCUAAUCAAGAUAGAUACUGCUUUUUCUGA
Molecule: messenger RNA, 1823 nt
Organism: Ricinus communis (castor bean)
Lineage: Eukaryota; Viridiplantae; Streptophyta; Magnoliopsida; Malpighiales; Euphorbiaceae
Product: PHAF1 protein At3g51130
Exons: 15
Coding region: 163-1380 (405 amino acids)
Source: RefSeq, a predicted model, not a curated record